AUGGCCAGCUCGAAUUCUGGUUCAUUCCGCUUGCGAUCAGAUGAGAAUCGCCGCCCCAAUUUUGGCCGGUCUGCAUCCUCUGUAAGUAACACCACAGUGGAUGUUGACAUGAAGGACGCAUCGCCAGCGCCGAACGCUCCCUUUGGACGAUACCAUCGCGCAAAGCUAUCAUCUGCGUCUUCAACAGCAUCUUCGUCAACCUACCGCCAACCAUUUCACGGACGCAAUGCCACUAGCAAUCGAUCGAUGGCCGCAAGUCGCUUGAUGGCACCGACGACGUCUUCUCUGGCACAUCGAGUGACUCCACCCGUAUCAUCUAGUUUACUGCCAUCUUACGCACGACCAACUGCUAACAGUACUGCUGGAAGAUACCAGGGAUCUAGACUUCCAUCAGCAACUACGAAAAUAUCGUAUAGCACGGGGGCAAGCCGGCUUCGGUCUGGAACAUCAAGUGCGACAGCAAUGAAUAGACCUCCGUACGCAGGUGCGGGGGCAUCUAAAAGAAUUCCAGCAUACUCGAGUCCUCAGCCUCAGAAUGACACAAAUAACACUAUAAACCACACACAAUGUAUACCACUAUCACGACAGCUUGUGACUGAACAGACUGUACCACCACCACCGGCUCCAGCAGAAAUGAUGGACUACGAAGAUCAACAAACGCAACAUCCGGAAAAAAAUGAUCAAAUUCAGCCGCCAAAAGCUUGGAGUCUGGACGAUUUCGAAAUUGGGCGAGAACUUGGGACUGGCAAAUUUGGGCAAGUGUAUCUUGCUCGGGAGAAACACUCUCUUAUGGUCGUUGCACUUAAAGUGUUAGUGAAAGAGCAACUGAAAGCUGCUGGAGUCGCUCAUCAACUACGAAAAGAAGUGGAAAUUCAUUCGCGUAUCCGGCACGAAAACAUCUUGCCGCUGUAUGCCACUUUUCAGGAUGCCACACGAGUGUACCUGGUGCUGAAAUAUGCGGGAGGUGGAGACCUUUACAAGAAAAUGCGUUCCAUGCCUGGGCGACGAUUUUCUGAGCGUCAAACCAUGCUUUACACGGCACAGCUCGUCAGUGCACUGGAAGCUUGUCAUACCCAGCACGUAAUUCACCGCGAUAUCAAACCUGAAAAUCUCCUUUUAUCCGAGGAGGGGACAAUCCAACUUGCCGACUUCGGUUGGUCAUCUGCAAAUGUGACCGCUGCAACUCGUCGCGAUACUCUUUGCGGCACUUUGGAUUACUUGUCGCCGGAGAUGAUUCGGGGAGAAAAAUAUGAUGAGUCCGUUGAUAUAUGGGCUAUUGGAAUCAUUAUGUACGAGCUACUGGUGGGCAAACCUCCGUUUGAAGCGCCCGGACAAAACGAAACGAUCGAACUCAUUACCGAAGGUCAACUUUAUGUGCCUUCAAUGGUCUCGCUUGCGGCAAAGGAUUUGAUCACGAGGAUUUUGCAGAAAUCGCCUCAGAAGCGUCUGUCACUGCAGCAAAUCAAGGCUCACCGCUGGUUCGCCCCACUGUCAACUCGACGAGUAAACAGGCGCGGAUUUUGA
Plasmopara halstedii is the source of this 1524-nucleotide messenger RNA. RefSeq names its product Serine/threonine protein kinase. Gene Ontology annotation, biological process: mitotic spindle organization; regulation of cytokinesis; protein phosphorylation. The record is from RefSeq and is a predicted model, not a curated record. The transcript is spliced from 10 exons. Bases 1 to 1524 code for a protein of 507 amino acids. Gene Ontology annotation, molecular function: protein kinase activity; ATP binding. Gene Ontology annotation, cellular component: spindle midzone; spindle microtubule; spindle pole centrosome. NCBI's taxonomy places the organism in Eukaryota, Oomycota, Peronosporomycetes, Peronosporales, Peronosporaceae.